Molecule: messenger RNA, 2472 nt
Organism: Vitrella brassicaformis
Lineage: Eukaryota; Vitrellaceae
Source: the annotation of a GenBank genome assembly
GUCGAUAUUUGACCCUUCCCAGGCCGCCCCUUCUCUCGCCAUCUGUUGGCCCUUGCUGUUGAGACUCUGUUGAGUGAGACGGUGUCUAUCUGCGUUGCGAUUGAGUGAGGAUGCUGCCCUUCUACCCCUACAGAGGCCACUGGAUGGGCACGGCGCCUGCUCGUCCGCCUCCCCCCACAUCUGGUUCUCCACAAUUCAUCCGUUUCCCCAUCGCCUCGCCUCAACUUGCCCCACCUCCCCCGGCAGUUCACAUGAUGCGUCCUAUCGUCUGUCCUCCUCUCGUCACACAAGGCCCCUCUUGCGUGCCGCCGCAUCCCACGCCCGCUCCUCCCUUUGCCGGGCGCCCCAAUGCCAUAAGGCCCCCUCUCGUCCCCCCGAGCUCAUUCUUCGUCCCGCCAUACCCCACCGUCGCCCCUCCCGCGUCUGCCAUGCGGGUGAGACCCCCUCUUGUCGGCGCCCCUCCCCUGAGGCCUCCCAUUUCGCCUGCUGUUUUCGCUGGGUCAGCAGGAAAACGGAGCCCACAUCUGACUGGCAAUGCCUCGGAAUGCUGUUGUGUCGUUUGUGUGUGUCUAUGACUCAGAUCGCAUCAUCAUGUGCGAGUGGCUGUACAGGUGUCACAAGCAGCCGUCACGAGACAUCAUCCUGCCGCAGCUGCAUCUCUGUCAUCUGGUCGGUCUUUUCCACUCCAGAAUCGCCUUGUCUCUUUCCACCAUGUCAUGUGUGCGUCUCGGACAGGUCCGGUGACCGUCACGCCGGCGCCAGCCGACGAUCGUCCUGUGUUCGGCAAGUGGAGGUCCAGAGACGUUGUCCCGCCGCCACCGCGUUGUCUGAUUGGCCCUGCAAGUCCGCGGCCGCUGAUGAGCCAGCAGCAGCUGCGCAGCAAGCGCAGGAGCAUCUUCAAGUGGACCAGGCGCAGGACUAACAAUACGCAGGUGGACGAGCAUUGAUUGACUCGUCCGUACUUGGGGUUAUCCGCACUUCGUGUCUGUGUUGAUAUGGGUGUGUGUAUAUUUGCAGAGACACGCUACCUGGGGCGAGAGCAGUGCCCACAUGGUUCCGUCUGAGGUGUGGCGUCAGGGGGUGGUGUCGUCCCUUCCUCUGGCCGACGUGGUGGCCCUGCGCAACACCUCGUCUACCUUCAGCUGCCGAGACGUGUAUUCUGUGCCUGUCGACGUCUGGCGGGAGCUGAUGAUGCCCUGCUUUGCUGUGAGGGAUCUGGCGGCCAUCCGGACCACCUCUCGCAGCUUCGGCAUGUCAAUCGUCUCCGCCAGGGAGAUGCUGCAUCGCCUUGACGCUCUCCUUGAGGGCCACAAGCUCACGGGGAUCAUCGAUAUCGAACGCGCAGCAACAGGAGCCGGGAUUGGUGGCCUGCAGUUUUUCCAAGCCCUGCUCCAGUGCUGUUAUCUGCUGGAGCAGGGUGCUACCGAGUGGCGGAUGAUGAGACAUUUCAUCCGUGCAGCGGCAUGCUAUCGGCUGACCCCUGACAGCGGGCUGCCUCUGAAGGUGUCGGCUCAGCUGGUGACUGAGGAGCUGCCCACCCUGCCCACCGACCAGCCCCUGAUGAUGGCCAUCUAUCGGCUUAUUGGGCCUCUGCUGACCUACCCCUCCGGAUACACACUGGCGCUGCGGGACGGUGACGAUGAGGGAACCUAUCGACUCGGCAGUUAUGAGUUCCGUGUGGUGCCGCCGACUGAACUGCCCCCCGGCCAUCGGUAUGCGCAUAGAUACAAGGCGGCCGAUCCUGUGGUGCGGCUAGGGCCGUUUGCGGAGGGAUCCCGGCUGCUGCCGUCCUUCUCAUCGCUGCUGUUCCACUGCCUCUGUGAGCGUUGGCAUAUCCGACCCGCACCCAAGGAGAGAACCGUGCUGUACAAACUCUUGGGGCAUGCUGACCCGAGGUAUCGGUCUCUGCUCACGAGCGACAUUCCUGAUGAGGACGGCAUUGUCGCGGACAGCCUCGUCGACAACGGAAACCUGCAGGCGGACGCGGCUGAGCAUCGCUAUGUCCUCAUCAGCGGCUAUCGACCGGACGAGACAUCCGGCGGCAUUCUCUCGGUGGGAGGCGGCAGCGUCAGUCUGCUCACCAACGAGGUGCCCAUCGGACUCGCCGAUUGGAUGACUGACGCCCGUCUGCCCGUCGCGAUGCCGCCAUUGCGGCGGGUGCUGAGGCCCUUCAACUUAGAGUGGGACAUCAUCGACAGUCGGCGACUCAACACGGAAUACUGGAUGGACUGAUGCGUAUUAGUCGCCCGGCCAGAAGGGGAGACAGGUAGCUGUGAGUUGUGUUUGUAUGUCUACGAAGGGCACAUCCAUGAAUGAGACAUUGGCUGAGUGGCGGCUGAAUGCACGAGCGGGCAGCGGAUCGGAUUUUUCUAAUCGAUUGAAAUGAGAACCCUGAGUCUGUCGAUCAGCGACUUGAGGGGACAUGAGACACGGCAAAAAGUGCAAUCGUUGAAAGCAUGCUCACAGAGAGAA